Pogona vitticeps (central bearded dragon) is the source of this 1045-nucleotide messenger RNA. RefSeq names its product interferon-induced transmembrane protein 1. The record is from RefSeq and is a predicted model, not a curated record. Gene Ontology annotation, cellular component: plasma membrane. Gene Ontology annotation, biological process: type I interferon-mediated signaling pathway; response to type II interferon; response to interferon-alpha. NCBI's taxonomy places the organism in Eukaryota, Metazoa, Chordata, Lepidosauria, Squamata, Agamidae.
GGCUCUCCUUUCUGUCCAUCGGAGGCGAGGCCAGGGGAGGCGAGGCCCGCCCCGCUUCGCCCUCCGCUUAAAUUCGGGACCCGCCCGCUCGCCCGCCACUUGGAAUCUGAACGCGGGGGACGGGAAGGAGCGGGAAUAUUUUGCCAAGGUUCGCGGCCAGCCAUGCAGCCCGCCCCGCAGUCCGUGUGCCUCAACAUGCAGCCCUACGACGGUGUGGACAGGGCGCAGGACCCUGCUUUGUAUCCUCAGGUGCGGAGCGUCGCUGUCCAGGAGCACCCAGACUUUGUGCUCUGGUCCUUGUUCAACUUCUUCUUCCUGAACUUCUGCUGCCUCGGCUUCGCCGCCCUCGUCUUCUCCAUCAAGUCAAGGGAUCGGAAAGUGGUUGGAGAUCCUGAUGGUGCAGCUAGCUAUGGGAAGACAGCCAGGUGCCUGAACAUCACUUCGUUGGUACUGUCCAUCACAUUCGUCAUCAUCUUUAUCAUCGCAAUUGUCUCUGUCGUAACAAGUAUGUCUUGAUGGAGUGGACCAAAUUAACUGAGGCUGGGAUGAAUGGGAAAGAAGUCUUGCAUUGAGGAUUUUCUCUCCAGCAUUGUAUAUGAGUAAAAAACUCAGUCAGCGCUUGCUUUUGCUUUGAAUGGACCUGGCCUGCCCUUUCACUUGUAAGCAGUGAAGCAUUCUACAAAGCUACUAGUACUGCUUGCACUUCUGGAAAUGGAGAUCUGUAUGCUUCUAAUCCUCUCUAGCUGCUGUUUUCCCAUCAAUAUGAACUGAAUGGUGACUUGGAUAGGAAACAGCAGCUAGGGAGCAUCCAGUCUGAGAUAUUCACAGAGGAGCAAAAUGUUCAUAUGAGUGGUGAUUUCUCCAGCUGCUGGCUUUUUGUCCUUCCUAAUCACUGCUAACUCAUGGGAACCCAUCAGCAUUUUUCUUGUUUCUUUCAGCAUUUUAAGAAGCCUUUUCACUCAAGAUAUGUAUUGUUUUUUUCUGUAUGUCAGCAUGAAAUGCAGGGUGAAUUGUGACCAAAUAAAAGCACACACUUUUGAUUCUG